Messenger RNA from Haliotis rubra (blacklip abalone), 765 nucleotides. Its product is annotated as proteasome assembly chaperone 4-like. The coding region runs from base 8 to 454 and encodes 148 amino acids. The record is from RefSeq and is a predicted model, not a curated record. Lineage: Eukaryota; Metazoa; Mollusca; Gastropoda; Lepetellida; Haliotidae. Gene Ontology annotation, biological process: proteasome assembly. The transcript has 4 exons.
UGUGUACAUGUGCUUCAUCAGUGUGAAAAAGCGAAGUGUCGAAAACAGGACAGUUGGAUACAUCGCUCUUAUGACUGAAACGAUGACAGAUUCAGACAUUAAAGCAGGACAACCCCAAGUGACUGUGCACACAUUUACCGAACAUGUCAUGGAUACCACUGUGCUUUAUCAAGUUAUCAAAAUGAGCGAUAGUUUCCAUCUUUGGGUCGGAGCGAAACCGUCUCUUGAAAAUAUGGCUCUUGCAAUGAACACCCGAUUUGAAGCUCAGCCUCUUGCCAGCCACUUGUUUGGAGACAGCUCAAACCCAACUGCAAUGAGUCUAGCACAGAGAUUGGCUAAGAAGACAGGGAAGCAGGUGUUUGUGAGCUGCAACAUUGGAUAUGAUCAGCUGGCCAUGCCCGUGGUGGAGAAGCGGAUUAUAGAGGAGAUGAAACAGAGGCCGGAGAUGUUCUGAACCUUCACGGAGACAACAGAUGGUCAAACUUCAGAUUGUGGAAUCAUGGGAAAUCAUAGAGAUGUCCCAGACAGGUCAACUGAGCCGUCACACUACUGACCCCUUUGGGUUUCAAGUGGACUGGGAUGGACAAGGAAAGGGGACAGUCCAUUCAGACAUACAGGGGUGUUUUGCACAUAUUUGGUUGAGGAGAUGAAGAAAAUGUGAAGCAAAUGUUUUGGUAGUAAAUUACCAGGAUGUUACACACUCAAGGCAACAUUAACUAUGCCUGUUGACAAACAUUUUAAGGUGAAAUAAAGCUCUUUGUUACA